This is a messenger RNA of Phlebotomus argentipes, 2104 nucleotides long. RefSeq lists its product as uncharacterized. The transcript has 5 exons. The record is from RefSeq and is a predicted model, not a curated record. NCBI's taxonomy places the organism in Eukaryota, Metazoa, Arthropoda, Insecta, Diptera, Psychodidae. The coding region runs from base 267 to 593 and encodes 108 amino acids.
UCAAGCUGGAGAAUCCAACGAAUAAUCCUCGUCAAUCCAGAGUGUCUGCAGAAUGGGACCCAAAUUGGCCUGGACCAGAAGUCAUCGUGGAGGUGAGCGAAGGGGUUACGGAGACACAGCGAGGAACAAUUGAAAUAAAUACAACCACAGGAAAUGAUGGACCAAAAAUAAUCGUCCGCACAGAAGAAGUCCUUAUUGUGUUGUUUGUGCUGAUUCUGUGGGUGGGAGCGAUUGCUCUCUUCUUUCACCGAUGGGGCAAAAUCCGCAUGCUGGAGCCGUAUCAGCCCAAAUUCCAGCAGCAACAUCGAGCCUCGUGUCCUCUUGCCGAAAUGGAUAGCAUUUCGGUGCAUAACAAAAGAGCAUCGGUGUCAAAGAUGGGAAUAUCGGUGCAAAUGCCCAGUCUGGGACACGGACAAAUUCCACAGCAAAACCUAAUUUAUGCAAGAGGACUUCCAAUGUAUUCCAGACCCCGGCAAAAUUCAGUGUUUGUUGGCCCCCCUGUCAUUUCCCCGCUGCAACCGUCCCGCAAGACAAGGUCCGCCGUGGACAUCCACCAGCUCGUCCUCACGGAAUCCAGUGCCGAGGCCGUCUGAUUACCUGCCAUCUUGCCAAAUUCAAGCUCAAAUAACCCCUCAAACACUCACAGUCCCAGACUUGGUGGAAAUAUUCAUUUGAUCCACGUAGAAAUUCUGAACGAAUAAAGAGGUGAUAAAACCAGCAAAAUGCUAAAUGGAUUUAAUUCAACUGUGAAAUACUUUUUAUAAAUUGAUUUCUAAAAUUCAGGACACCAUUCCUGAAAGUUAAGAUUUUAUCUCACAAAGAAUUAUAUUGUAUCAUAAAACAGAGAAAGUAUUGUAAAAUAAUAUGUGAAUUAUUCUCUAAUUUCAUUGAACUUACCGUGAAUAUUUAUGAAAAAUGCAAAUGAGCACGAAAGUCCCUAUAGUAUUUAUAGAAGAUAAUACUAACUACUAAGAAUGUAGAUUGUAAUACUUAUUAUUGUAAUUAAUAGGACUGUAAAGAAGAAGAUUAUCAAACCAACUACGAAAUAUAGAGAACCAAUUUUUUAUACUACGUAACGUUCAAUAAAUGUAUACUUGCAUAUGCUUCAGCACGAGAGUGUAUAAAAUAAAACUGAGCACAUCAUUUUUUUAGAAUAACAAAGUCUCUCAAUGUUCUAUGAUAUAUUUGCGCAGUGUUGGAAGAGAUUUUCCAAAAUCCACUGCAAUAACAUGAAAGUUUUCAAACAACCAUGAUGCAUUUUUAUUGUAUGUCUUUGCUUAGUUUUCUGCAAAAUAUAUGUACUUCUUCUCUAUACCAAUACUAAAUCUUCACAUUUACCUUCCUAUAUCUAUCUCUUGGUGUAAUAAAUUGUAGCAACUUAAAGAAUUAUUGCUGUAUUGUCUUUCAAAUGAAACCCUUCACAAUUUCUUGAGGGUUAGAAUAGUGAUUUUUAGAGGUUUUGAAGAGAGAGUUUCAAUUGUGUUUUAGAGAUGAUUGGUAAAGGAACAUGAAUACUUAUGUACUAACUGUGCCAAAUACUUUCUAUGCUUUCAUUCCCACGAAAAUGAAGAGUUAUAAAUCUGACAAAAAAAAUUAACUGGAUUCCGAGCAAAAUAAAGACGAAAAUUUUUGAAUGAUAAAAUUGAGGGGAAAAAUUACGAUAAAACAUUAAAUUGGAAAGUGUUAUGUCGGGCACAUAACACGAAUUCUAAUGUGGUAAACUAUAGCUUUAUUUUAUUCUUGAUAACAUAUGAAAGUUUACACGUGUGAAAAGUAAAUACGAAGAAAUUGAAUUAUCUAGAAAAUGGGAAAGGCAUCAAUGAAUAAAUAUUUCCUUUUCCAUCACAAUGUCUGUACAUAUAGAAAACUACAGAGAAAAUAUGGAACCAAUUUUCACAUCAUCAAUUCUAUAAGGAGAAAUAUUCUGAUUGCGUAUGGUGAAAAGUAGUUGAGCAGAAAUGUAAAUGUGUAUUUAUAGGAGAUCUUCUGUAGAUAUAUAUAUAUAUAAAUGUGUAUUUUAAAAAGAAAGGACGAGUGAACAUGCGAGGAGGCAAAAAUGUUAUAAACUUACAUUUGAUGAUGAAGACGAAUAAAAAGUUGGUAA